AUGCCACUUGGUAUGUCUCCCUAUCGAAUUGUGUAUGGGAAAGGAUGUCACCUACCGGUGAAAUUGGAGCACAAGGCCUAUUUGCUCUACAAGGAGAAAACAAAACGAUGGCAUGAUGCUCACAUCUCACCCAAGACUUUUGACGUAGAAGCCUUUGUGUUGCUCUAUAAUUCGAGGUUGAGAUUGUUCCCGUGCAAAUUGAAAUCCCGGUGGAGUGGACCUUUCAAGAUCCGGCAUGUAGCGGACCAUGGAGCUUUGGAAUUGGAGAACCAAAAGGGAGAAACGUUUAAGGUCAACAGACAUCGUUGUUAG
Molecule: messenger RNA, 312 nt
Organism: Mercurialis annua (annual mercury)
Lineage: Eukaryota; Viridiplantae; Streptophyta; Magnoliopsida; Malpighiales; Euphorbiaceae
Exons: 2
Coding region: 1-312 (103 amino acids)
Source: RefSeq, a predicted model, not a curated record